AUGGUACAACCAGAUGUCAGCAUUGACUUCGACGGGAGCACUGCUUCAGAUAAGCCAAGGCUGACCUUGUUCUCAUCAAAAGGCCUACGGUUUCCGUCACCGACAGUGCCAUUUCCAAGUUGGAUGGCCUGUUUGUUUGGUAACUGGUUGAGGCCCAAGGCUCUGUCGCGUCGACGCCCUCCGGCAAGUCGGCAUGUCCUGCAAGGAGAGCUGGCCAUGACCGCAUUGGGGUGGCUAAACCUUGGAACCGUCAGCCUGAUCUCCAGGCCGCAGCAAAACGCUGCCUCCCAACAUGCAAGGAUUUCCGUUGCAUAG
Messenger RNA from Aspergillus puulaauensis, 315 nucleotides. RefSeq lists its product as uncharacterized. The record is from RefSeq and is a predicted model, not a curated record. The coding region runs from base 1 to 315 and encodes 104 amino acids. The transcript has a single exon. Lineage: Eukaryota; Fungi; Ascomycota; Eurotiomycetes; Eurotiales; Aspergillaceae.